Molecule: messenger RNA, 2990 nt
Organism: Electrophorus electricus (electric eel)
Lineage: Eukaryota; Metazoa; Chordata; Actinopteri; Gymnotiformes; Gymnotidae
Gene: crmp1
Product: collapsin response mediator protein 1
Cellular component (GO): cytoplasm; cytosol
Molecular function (GO): hydrolase activity, acting on carbon-nitrogen (but not peptide) bonds, in cyclic amides
Source: RefSeq, a predicted model, not a curated record
AUCACUUACAGCAUCAGCCCCGCGCUGUGGUCUCUACCAACUUGGUGCGACCUUUAAAAAAGACUUGAACCAUUGUAUUCUUAUUUUAUCAGACGCGACAGCUACCGAUGACCGACUGCAGGAGACAGUGGAACCGGGAGGAUGAGCUCCCGAUCUACCUGGCCAAGUCCAUAUCUGCGGGAUCAAACAAACGCCAAAAGUCUCACGGAAUGUUCAGCUCCGUUGAGGGAGCGUACGACACCAAGACCAUAGAUUUCGAUUCAUAUGCGCUGGGUAGAAAGGGGAAUAGAGCCCCGAGGCGCUGCAGCACAGAGCGGAUGUUAGAUAUGGAAUACUUCAGCGAGCCAGCCAGGGAACCUCACAAGAAGCGGAGCGACUCAGUGGUCACCUCUCCGAGCGGCCGGCCGAGUGUGGACGUCUCGUACCAGUCACAGAGAGAACAUUCUCACUGUGAAAAUAACGGGAAGAGCGAGCGAUUACUGAUCAAAGGAGGAAAAGUAAUUAACGAUGAUCACUCUUUCUAUGCAGAUGUGUAUGUGGAAGACGGACUUAUUAAACAGGUGGGGGAGAAUCUCAUUGUGCCUGGGGGUGUAAAGGUGGUGGACGCUGAUGGGCGAAUGGUGAUCCCAGGUGGCAUCGAUGUGAACACCUGCCUGAAUAAGGCUUACCUGGGCAGCCCACCUGUAGAUGACUUUUACCAGGGAACCAAAGCUGCUCUAGCUGGAGGAACCACCAUGAUCAUUGAUCAUGUGACCCCUCAGCCAGGCGACAGUCUCCUGCAGGCUUUUGAGUUGUGGCAGGAAGCGGCUGACAGGAAGUGCUGCUGUGAUUAUUCCCUGCACAUGGAUGUUCCACAGUGGCAUGAGGGGGUGAGGGACGAGGUGGAGGUGCUGGUCCAGGAGAAAGGAAUCAACUCAUUUCAAGUGUACAUGGCCUACAAAGAUGUAUACCAGAUGACUGACAGUCAGCUGUAUGAGGUGUUUGUGUGUCUGAAAGCACUGGGCGCAGUAGUGUUGGUGCAUGCUGAGAAUGGAGAUCUCAUAGCUCAGGAGCAGAAAAGAAUCUUGGGACUGGGCAUUACUGGACCAGAGGGCCAUCCUCUCAGCCGCCCAGAAGAGUUAGAGGCAGAGGCAGUGUUUCGUGCCAUCACCAUCGGUAACCGAGCCAACAGCCCCAUCUACAUCAGCCGUGUGAUGAGCAAGAGUGCAGCUGACACAGUGAGCCGGGCACGCAGGAAAGGUUCUGUAAUAUUUGGUGAGCCAAUCACAGCCAGCAUAGCCACAGAUGGUUCACACUAUUGGAACAAGAACUGGGCCAAGGCAGCUGCAUAUGUGACAGCUCCGCCCCUAAGCCCCGACCCCACCACCCCCGAACAUCUCCACUCCCUUCUGGCCUGUGGGGACCUGCAGGUAGUGGGCAGUGGGCACUGUGCGUACAGCACUGCUCAGAAGGCCAUGGGGAAGGAUGACUUCACCUUAAUUCCACACGGAACCAACGGAGUGGAGGAGCGCAUGGCCUUCGUCUGGGACAAGACUGUGGCAACUGGAAAAAUGGAUGAAAACAAGUUUGUGGCUGUGACUAGCACCAAUGCAGCCAAAAUCUUCAACCUGUACCCACGGAAAGGAAGGAUUGCUGUGGGCUCAGAUGCAGACAUUGUUAUCUGGGAUCCAGACAAGGCUAAGACCAUCACUGCCAAACUCCAGCAGUCGGCUCUGGAGUAUAAUAUCUUUGAGGGCUUGGAGUGUCGAGGUGGUCCAGUCCUUGUUGUCAGUCAGGGUCGGAUUGUGUAUGAAGAUGGGAAUCUGAAUGUGCAGCAGGGUACCGGUCGGUUUAUUCCCCGGCAACCAUUCCCUGAUGUUGCCUACCAACGCAUCAGCAUCCGCAACAAGAUGACCUGCAGGCAGGGAGUUUCACGUGGUGUAUAUGAUGGUCCUGUCUAUGAUGUCCCAGCCACACCCAAAUACAUAACCCCUGCCCCAUCUGCCAAGACCUCACCCACAUCCCAUCAGCCUCCACCAAUCAGAAACCUGCAUCAGUCCAACUUCAGCCUAUCAGGGGCGCAGGUUGAUGACAACGUUCCAAGGCGUUCCAGCCAUCGUAUUGUAGCACCCCCUGGUGGCCGGUCCAACAUCACCAGCCUUGGCUGAAACUGAAGUUCCACGCUACUCUGUGUUUGUGUGUAUGCGCUACUCUGUGUUUGUGUGUUUGUGUGUUUGUGUGUGUGUGUGUGUGUGUGUGUGUGUGUGUGUGUGUGUGUGUGUGCGUGCGCGCGCACGUGUGGUUUGUUGGCUUUGCAUAUCCAGCUAAUUGUCUGACUUUGCAUUCUGAACUCUGAUCCACUGUCGUAUUGCUAUAAAUUUUCCUUCUGGAUUCCUGUACAGUCAGUGUGUGAUUCCUAUGUCUGGAUUUGUUUACUGACUGAGUGAUGUGUGCUCACUUCCUCCAGGCUCUCACAAAAUGCUCUACUACACUGAUACUAUGUUGGUCGUCAGGUCAGAGAGAGGAGACUUUAGAACUCCAGGCCAUCGUUUAUGUGUAGUUGAACUGGUGUGACCAUGUGACAUGUGUUUUAAUGUACAGAUGUUUAAUUGUCCUCAAUGGUCAGGCGUUACUGAUGUUUCUCAAACUGGUGCUCCCUCUAUCAGACAACUGCAGGAUUAUCACUGACACGUGAUCAUUUUUCUUUCAUGUAUUUGACAUGAAAGGAGGUGGUGUUGUGUGCAGGUCUGGCAUCACUUUUAAACCCCACUGACUUAUCACUUAAUAUAAAUGUCUGUCAGGGACCUAAAACGCACCCUAAAAAUCUGUCCACCUAUUGUAUUCUGUCUGCACUGAAAUAUUCUGCAAUAUUUGUAACAUCAGUACAAUUUAUGUUCUUAAAAUUGAUGACGUCCUGCAUGAAGUCAUUUUCAAUGUUAUUACUCAAAUAUGGUGAAUUAUUUCUACUGAUAUAUUUAUGUGUCUAUUAAUAUAUUUAUGUGCUAAAUCAC